CCGCUCUGAAAAAACGCGCUUCCCAUUGGAGCGCGGCGGCGGUGACGCUCUUUGAAAAUAGGAGCGGGCGACGUGCCUGACGUACCGAACCCUGGGCGGUUUUUCUCGCUUGGCGUGAGGCGCUCUCCGGCUCGUGCGGCGGCCGGACAAACGGGACCUGCGGCGGAGCGACGGGGGCCCAGCCCAAGCCAAGCCAUGUGGAAGAUGGGGAACCCAGUGAUGCCGGAAGAACGUGCAAGGAAGAAACUUGCUGAAUUUCUACAAAAUAUUGACAACAAUGACUGUGUGUGGAUGGAUGAGAUUAUUGAAGAGGCUAAAAAGAUGUUUAUGAGUGGCUCCAGUGAUGAACCUGAGCUGAUGCCAAAAACACCAUCACAGAAGAGUCAUAGGAAAAAGAAGCGUUUUUCUUCUGUUAAGAAUGAUCACUUUGCUACAAAGAGGUUGUCAAGAAGAGAGAGUACUCGGUUAUUUUCCAAACGGAUUACCCGAAGUCGGAAAAACUUGGAAAUUAAUGUAGAGAAUGCCUCCCCUUGUCAUCGUGUUACUAGAUCUCGGGCUGCCUCAUCUGCCAGCGUCUCAGAUGCUCCUCUUAAGAAGCUAUCUUUCAAUUUAGCCAAAGAUCGGUUACCACUAGUAGUAAUCAGUGCUAAUGAGAGGCGUAGUGCAGAACUGCAGGCAAAAAAAGUGGUACCUCAGACAGAUACAGCUGAUUUGACUCUUAAAUUAUCUGAGGAGGGGUCUCCUAUAAAGAGAUCACCUUUGACCAAAACUUGCCUUGUGGCGAAAGAAACUCCUGAAGCCGAAAUAAAAGAGGGACGGGGAAUAUGCAAGAUGAAAAUAGCAGAAGUACCCGGUGCCGCUGAAAACAAAGAAUCCAGCACUCAGAACCAAGAACCAAGUGCCCAGAACCAAGAGGACAGCUGGGCUUCUGAAUCAGAGGCUGCUCAGAAGUUAAACCAGAGCUCACAAGCACCCACUACUUCAAAAGCAAACUGUCGCUCAGUCCGCCUAAGCAGGACCUCCAAGUCCUCCAGAGCCUCUAUGGCUGAGAGAUACUCACUCAGUACUAAAAGGGAAAGAAUGAUCCGGAGAUCUAGUCGGAAGUCUUUGUCAAAGCGGAAAACAUCCCAGCAGUCAUUAUCUGCUAGGCACGAAAGUUGUCAUGUUGCUGUGGCUGAAGAAAUUACUGAAUCUGGAUUGAUGAUAGAGCCACCAUCUCAGAAGGUUGAUGAGAACCCUCGCAUGUCCCUUCGUUCUCACAAGGCCAGUAUGCAAGCAGUUAUCAAACCUGUGGAACAAGAUGGAGAUGACAAAGGGGGAAAUUCUGAAAGGACUGAUGAGGUGCAAAAGCAGCCCCAGAGUGCUAGGAGGAAGCCAAGCUAUAAAAGAGCAGUUUAUGAGCAAGAUGAAGGACAGCACUCAGAGGAGGACUUCUCCCCUGCAAGGAAAAGGGCUGUAUCUCCUCAGUGCCCUGCCAGCAAAGUUGUCCGUCCUUUCAAGACAUUCUUGCAUACAGUGCAUAAGAACCGAGUGCUCAUGAUGACCCCUGGCUCUUUGAGUCGAAGUGCAACCAUGAAAUCAUUCAUCAAACAAAACACUCCUAUCCAGGCCACUCCCCAGCGGGGGUUUGUUCAAAAGGAAAGAGAACGGUUAGAGUCUCAAAGAAAGAGGGAGGAAGCAGAACAACUAAGGAGGCAGAAACUGGAGGAGGGGAAAAAGCAGCGGCUGGAGGAGAUAAAGCGGAAGCGCGAAGAUCGCCUUCGCAAGGUGUUGCAGGCUCGGGAACGGGUAGAGCAGAUGGAAGAAGAGAAGAGAAGGCGGCUUGAGCAAAAGCUUGCUCAGCAUGAGGAGAAAAAUGAGAAGGUGCGUGAGGAAAAACUGGCAGAGGACAAAGUUAAGAAGAAGGUAGCUGCCAAGAAGUUGGAAGAACUUGAAGCCCGGCGGAAACAAGAAGAAGAUGCCCGUAAAAAAAGAGCUCUGCAGCUGGAGGAAGAGCGAAGGCACAAGGAGCAAAUGCAGAAAAAAAGGGAAGAAGAGGAACAAGAAAAGGCUAGAAAGAUUGCAGAGCAGCAUCAGUUGGAACUAGAAAGGGAGAAAAAGCUGUUUGCUGAGAGAGAACUAGAGAAGAGGCGAGAACAGGAGAGGCUCCAAGCACAGCGGGAGCAUGAACAGAAAGAGAAGGAGAAGGCUGCUCAGCUGCAUAAAGAGGUUUUAGCAGCAGCCAAAGAGAAGGAGCGACUCAGAAAAGAGUUAGAGGAAAAGGAGAGGAAAUUGCAGGAACAGCGGCAACAAGAAGAGAAGCGAGAGAAAGCAGCUUCUGAGGCUGAGGCCAAGGCUUCCAGCAAACAACUGAAUACAACAGUGGUUAUCGAGAACUCUACUAGCUGUAAUUCCUACCCGAUGACACCACAAGGCCCUAAACAGCCCAAGAUUGAUGUGAAUAAUUAUGGAAUGGAUUUGAACAGUGAUGAUUCAACAGAUGAUGAGAGUCAACCCCGCAAGCCCAUACCUGCUUGGGCUACUGGAAAUCUACUAAGCCAGGCAAUUAUACAUCAGUAUUACAAACCAGUUGACACCACUGCCCUCUUUGGAGUUGUGAAGAGCCCUAAACUAGAAGAAAUAUUCAAGAAGAGCAAGCCACGUUACUUCAAACGCACCAGUUCUGCAGUGUGGAACUCUCCACCAUUCCCAGGUGGCAGAAAUGUACCAUAUGCUUUAAAGAUAUGAUGUUUUCUAGAUUUCAUGGAUGUGUGGUAUUUUUGUUCAAGAAAUGUAUUUCUGUUUUAAAUGUUGAGUCCCUUUUUUCUUGUUUAUAUUAAUAAAUGUUGCACUUCUAA
This is a messenger RNA of Podarcis raffonei (Aeolian wall lizard), 2837 nucleotides long. RefSeq names its product inner centromere protein (gene INCENP). Lineage: Eukaryota; Metazoa; Chordata; Lepidosauria; Squamata; Lacertidae. Gene Ontology annotation, biological process: meiotic spindle midzone assembly; positive regulation of protein serine/threonine kinase activity; metaphase chromosome alignment. The record is from RefSeq and is a predicted model, not a curated record. Gene Ontology annotation, cellular component: midbody; meiotic spindle midzone; nucleus. The transcript is spliced from 19 exons. Gene Ontology annotation, molecular function: protein serine/threonine kinase activator activity. Bases 196 to 2727 code for a protein of 843 amino acids.